This is a messenger RNA of Porites evermanni, 1242 nucleotides long. Lineage: Eukaryota; Metazoa; Cnidaria; Anthozoa; Scleractinia; Poritidae. The record is from the annotation of a GenBank genome assembly.
AUGAUUCGGUUGGAACAGAUUCGGGUUGAUCCUCUUGCACCAGAGUUUGCAAAGCCUCACCCCAAGCAAGAGAGCAUUUGGGCCCGCCAAUACGCAGACAGUUUCGUGAAAGCUCCUUUAGAUGAUUACCCCACACCUGAGUUGGUGGUGGACGCCUUGAGGGAUGGCCUUUCAACUGGACAAGACUUGUUGCGCUCCAUUGAUAUGGCUCCUAAUGAUACUGGUGAAUAUGAAGGGGGGGACAAUGGCUGUGAUGAUGAUGAUGAUGAUGAUGAUGAUGACGAUCACGAUGGCGGUGGUGGUUGUACCGGUGAAAACUGGCAAGGGAAUGGCAAGGGCAUAGAGGCUAAAGACUGGUUUUAUCACCUGUUCCGAUAUCCAGGAAAUAAGUUUGGAAGAGGCAGUACUAUCGGUGACAAACCAGACGACCAUCCCGACAGGGGCGAUGAUAUUGACACUACAAAUGGCAUAACUUGCCUUUCAGGUACUGAAUGGUUAAUCUGAAUUUGAAUUGUUAAUUCUAUGGGUAUAGUCAAAAGCUUAGUCAGGAAAGUGUUCAUUGACAUCAAUUUUAAUUUGAAAUUGCCAAUAGUAUUUGACUUGUUUUAACAAAACUCCCAAACCACCAUAUAAUGUAUAGAUACGCUGCUAAGCGCUUAGGAAUUGGAAGAUUGACUAUCAGUUGUAUGUGUAAUUUUGUUUUAUUUAAAUUACAUUUUGGUUGUUGAUGUUGUUGUUGUUUCGAUGAUCUCCAAGGUUUUGAACGUCAGGAAGAGAACGAAAGGCCUUUGCUCAAGAACAACCAAAAUGUGGAUGACUUGAUAGAUGACGUUGGUAUUACGAGGAAGCACAGUGCAAGGGUGACCGUCCCGGGGAGUGGGAGGCAAAUGUACAAAGCCACUCUCACUUCUUUCCUGAACCAGGAUCCAACUUUGUCACACGACAGGUAUGUUCUACAAUAAUAACGGUUUGAAUCUAUCCGUAAACAAACCUUUGAGAAAUUUAAUAAAAAAUAAGAGAAAUAAUGUUGAAAAGACGACAAAAUUAAACAUCCAAAAACAACAUCAAGGAAUAUUUUUAAACUCAUUAUUUUCUGGGUUUUUUUUCAGCAAAAUGCGUUUUUAGUAAAUAUAGCAAUUUUGUGUGUUAAAGGUAUAUUUACAAGUGUUGGUUUCUAUUUCAGACUAGAAUGAGUUCGCCAGAGGCAAGAGUACAACACAGAGGGACCAAGGAUGCGUAUAG